AUGGCAAAUCGCUUCCAUGCAAUUAUUUUCAUUUCCCUCCUCUUCGCUUUCCUUAGUUCCGUCAACAUUGUCGUUUCUUCUCCCGACAUCGUGAUAGAAGGACGCGUUUAUUGUGAUACUUGCCGUGCCGGUUUUGAAACCACUGCAACUACAUACAUGGAAGGUGCAAAGGUGAAGUUAGUGUGCAAAAAUUUCACUACGGGCGAAGUCAUUUUUACAAGUGAGGCGACAACAGACAGCUCUGGAACCUACAAGCUUAGUGUGGAGCAUGAUCAUCAAGAAGAAUCUUGUGCGAUCCAACUAGCGAAGAGCUCUCAAAAUGAUUGUUCCGAGAUCAAUGACGAUAGAAAUAGCGCUCCCGUAGUGAUAACCCACAAUGUUGGAAUUGCUUCCAAUGUUCGACAUGCGAAUUCUCUUGGAUUCCUGAAAGACCAGCCACUUUCCAAUUGCGGGCAGAUACUUAUGCAAUAUGCUUUAGGAACCGAAGAAUAA
This is a messenger RNA of Zingiber officinale, 492 nucleotides long. Its product is annotated as major pollen allergen Lol p 11-like. The transcript has 2 exons. NCBI's taxonomy places the organism in Eukaryota, Viridiplantae, Streptophyta, Magnoliopsida, Zingiberales, Zingiberaceae. The record is from RefSeq and is a predicted model, not a curated record. Bases 1 to 492 code for a protein of 163 amino acids.